UUAUAAAUAUAAUUAAACUUAGCAUUAUUUCAAGGAAUAUCAAUUGAAUAUCAGCGUUAGAGAAGAAGAGAACCUUGAAGGCCCUUUUAUUGAGAAUAACCCCAGCAGAAAUGCAACAAAGACAAAGUGCUUGUCAUGAUGAUGUCCUAUCAUCAUCAUUCAGAAGAGUGAAAAGUGCUUAUAAAAAUCACAGCUCACUUUCAAAAUCUUCACCAGUCCCACUACCAAUAUCUCUCAAUGGGGCUAGUCUUACAAAAGCUGAGUUAUCUCGACAUCCUUCUUUGCCAGUCGCCAGAAAUCGAUCUUCUCCUUCCUCUGUAUCUUUUACUUCUGGAGAAAGUACAGGUAGUACAUGUACUACAUUAGCAUCAGAUGCUAGUACAUCAGGCUCCACAGUCAAUAGGAGAUCAUCAAGAAGACUAUCAGGAAGUGAAGUAUUACCCGCAAUAAAACAAGAACAGGAUUGCGUUACUAGUAGUGGGCCAGGUGGUUCCUUACCUACAAUACAGCAUCAUUUAAGCUCAUAUUCAUCACGUAUUGCAUCUAAGAGCUUUUGGAGCACUGAUAUGCUAAUGGAUAGAGAGAGGGAGAUGAGUGAGAUACAUUCCACUAAUAGCCUACCCUCAAUCAAUAAUGAUUUUUGCACUGGAGCUACUACUAGUAAGCCAACCAGUACUAGUCGAAUGAUUGAGCUGAAGCAUUCGAAGAGUGAUAUACAUCUUGAGACAAGAGAUUUGUCACAUAUUAUGUUGAAAGGAACAACGAAGUCAAGAAAACAAAACCAGACAAUGUCUACAGCAGCUGUGUCAGUUAAAAGUAAAAGAAGGAUCUCACUCCAACACCUGCCUCCAAUGUACUAAGAUUCAUGCACACAAAUAUACAUUAUUUUUUAAUGUCUUUGCAAUUGUCAUUUGAUUUCACAUUA
Molecule: messenger RNA, 925 nt
Organism: Amphimedon queenslandica
Lineage: Eukaryota; Metazoa; Porifera; Demospongiae; Haplosclerida; Niphatidae
Exons: 2
Coding region: 111-860 (249 amino acids)
Source: RefSeq, a predicted model, not a curated record